This is a messenger RNA of Closterium sp. NIES-65, 1041 nucleotides long. NCBI's taxonomy places the organism in Eukaryota, Viridiplantae, Streptophyta, Zygnematophyceae, Desmidiales, Closteriaceae. The record is from the annotation of a GenBank genome assembly.
AUGCGCACUCACGCGUGUGAGUCUACGAGAGCGCGUUCGCGCCAUCUCGUGUGCCACAGCCGCAUUAACACCGUCGUCUUUGUCACACCGUAUUCCAGCCUCACUCCCGCUUCUGCAUUCCCCCUGCAGCAUCCCUUCUGUCGCAUUCCCUUUGCCCCAUCCCCCUUUCCGCAUCCCCCCUGGCGCAUUCUCCCUACCGCAUUCCCCCCUGCCGCAUUCCCCCUUCCGCAACCCCUCUUUCGCAUUCCCCCGCAGCCUUCCCUCUUCCGCAACCCCCAUUCCGCAUUCCCCCUGCCGCGUUACCCCUUCCGCAAUUUUCCUUCCCCAUUCCCCUGCCACCUUCCCCUUGUCGCAUUCCCCUACCGCAUCCCUCCUUUUGCAUUCCCCCUGCCGCAUUCAACAUGUCGCAUUCCCCCCUGCCGCCUUCCACCUUCCGCAAACCCCCUUUCCGCAUCCCCCCUGCCGUAUCCCCCCUUUUGCAUUCCCCCUGCCGCUUUCCCCGUGCCACAUUCUCCCUGCCGCAUCCCCCAUUCCGCAUUCCCAGCCGCAAUCUCCUUGCAGCAUUCCCCCUGCCCCUUCCACAUUCCCCCUUCCGCAAUCCCCCUCCCACAUUCCCUUAGCCGCAUUCCCCAUUCCGCAACCCCCCUUCCACAUUCCUCUGCAGCCUCCCCCCUCCCCGCCAAAUACUCACUCCUCCCAGCCUCACCCUCACUCCCUUGUGCUCCCUGCCUCAUGCUCACUCACUCGUGCUCCCUGCCUCAUACUCACUCCCUCAUGCUCCCUACCUCAUACUCACUCCUCAUUCUCACAGGGGCCAGGCAAACGGCAUUGCCUCUUCUGCUCCCCUCCCCCACCCCCACAUCCCUCUCCUCCCUCUUUUGCUUUCCACCAGGUGCGCGGCGUCACUCACAAAAGCCUAUUAGUCGGCAUUGCCUUGAGUACCAGGCUACCGAGCUCUCGCCCCCAUAUUCUUCCACAAGGAAGUCCUCCACAUCAUACUUGGCCUCUCCUCACUCCAUCCAUUCUCUUCCUCUAUCCUAG